AUGAGCCGACAGGUCGCACGAGCCCUGCUGGGCAGAGCAGAGCCUCUCCUGCAGCGCCACGUGGCGUGCAGCGGAGGAGCCAGCAGCCAUGCAGUAACUAGUUACAUCGGUAACGGUCACCGCCAUGCGUGCGGCCGCGUCAAACCCCCAGUGCUGCCCGUCAAUGUCAACCCGAUGCUGUCGCCUUCGUACGGCGCUCGGCGCUUCUCCUCCUCCGCCUCCGCCGAAUCCGCUCCGAAGCACAAGCCCGACCUGCUGCGCAUUCUCGCCGCGUGCGCGCUCGGAUCGGGUGCCACCGCGGGCGUUGCGGUAUCCAUCAUGGAUCCCAAGACCUUCAGCGCGCUCUCCUUCGCGGCAACGGAUUACAUGACGCCAUUCAUCCGCCUGCUCGACCUCUCCGCGCUCUCAUUCGCGGCAACGGACUACAUGACGCCAUUCAUCCGCCUGCUCGACCCGGAGACGUCGCACCAGCUGGCGGUGCUGUCGGGCGAGUGGGGCCUCACUCCACGCGACUUCCGCCCCGACCCGCCCUCCCUUGCCACCACGGUGUGGGGGCGGCGCUUCAGCAACCCCGUGGGCAUGGCGGCGGGGUUUGACAAGGAUGCGCGCUGCGUUGACUCCAUGUUCGCCCUCGGGCUGGGAUUCACCGAGAUCGGCAGCGUGACUCCACUGCCGCAGCCUGGAAACCCCAAGCCAAGAUGCUUCCGCCUCACAGACGCAGGAAUCGCUGACGUGGCGGAGAGGCUCGGCGCGUGGCAGGCUCGGCGGCAGCAGCAGGCAGCGCAGGAGCAGAAACGGGCAGCGAACGGGCAGGCUCCAAAAAAAGAGAACGUGGUGGAGGAGAGAGUGAGGGACGGAGUGCUGGCUGUGAAUCUGGGGAAGAACAAGACGAGCGAGGAUGCGGCAGGGGACUAUGUGAAGGGCGUGCACGCGCUGGGGCAGUUUGCAGACGUGCUGGUGGUGAAUGUGUCCUCCCCCAACACGCCCGGCCUGAGGAAGCUUCAGGGAAGGUCGCAGCUGCAGGAGCUGCUGCAGCGGGAUGCGGCAGGGGACUAUGUGAAGGGCGUGCACGCGCUGGGGCAGUUUGCAGACGUGCUGGUGGUGAAUGUGUCCUCCCCCAACACGCCCGGGCUGAGGAAACUGCAGGGCUGGUCGCAGCUACAGGAGCUGCUGCAGCGAGUGCAAGCAGCGCGGAACGAGAUGGAGUGGGGCAAGGAGGGUCCGCCCCCUCUGCUGCUCAAGAUUGCCCCUGACCUCACCACUGAAGACAUGUCGGAUAUUGCUGCUGUCGCCCUCUUCCUCAAGAUUGACGGACUGGUGGUGAGCAACACGACCAUCUCCCGUCCUGACAGCAUCCUGGGUCUGGUGAAUGCGGAUGAGGUGGGGGGCCUCAGCGGCAAGCCUCUUUUUGAGCUCUCCACUGCUGUGCUGCGCCAGAUGUACUCGCUUACUAAGGUAUCUACUUCCUUUUCCACCAUCCUAAUCUCAUUUCUCUCUCCAUUCUCCCUCCCACGCUCCUACACUCUCCCCCCCUCUCCUACAUACUCUGUUUUCUCUCCCCAGCAUCUUCCCACCUGUCUUCCAUACCUCUUCCUCCCUACCCUCCCACCCCACACCCCCCUUCUCUCUCCCCCUUCUCUCUCACUCUCAUCCAAGUGA
Molecule: messenger RNA, 1659 nt
Organism: Closterium sp. Naga37s-1
Lineage: Eukaryota; Viridiplantae; Streptophyta; Zygnematophyceae; Desmidiales; Closteriaceae
Source: the annotation of a GenBank genome assembly